This is a messenger RNA of Coregonus sp. 'balchen', 5949 nucleotides long. Lineage: Eukaryota; Metazoa; Chordata; Actinopteri; Salmoniformes; Salmonidae. The record is from the annotation of a GenBank genome assembly.
AUGAAGUACGGAAUGGUUGUUAUCACGGCUGGCUUUUCAGGUUUACUCAGCUUCAGCUUUCUUGCAGUGGCAAUUGGGAGCGACUAUUGGUACAUCAUCGAUGUGAACAGAGCGAACCUGUCGGACUUGGAGGACCUGAGUUCGCAUUCCGGUCUCUGGAGGAUCCGUGAAGGUAUGUCCACCUAAUUAACAAUCGUAUACCACAUUCAUGUUUUUUUUUUACGUACCCCAAAUCAAAUGCCGUAGCCUAGUGCGCGCACACUUUGAUAUAGCGGUUCACGAUACAUUGCGCUGUGAUUUCUGGUAGCUUGUCUAAUAACUUGGAAUACAUAUGCCUAAUUUAAACCUGUUGCACCACCCAUGUCAGCCUGCUACCACGACCCACAGACGUCAGUUCAACGUCUAGUUUUAAUGUAUAUUUGGUUGAGUUGUCAACUAACGUAAAUCAACCAAAAAUGUCAUUUAGGUUAAAAGUUGGGUGAAAGAAAAUACGAAAUUCACAUAAAUUGAUGACAUUUUGCAAAUCCAAUCACUUUUCCAUGUUGAUUCAACCCUCAUCACAUUGCAUUUUUUUGGGUGAAAUUAUGUGGAAACAAUGUUGAUUCAACCAGUUUUUGCCCCAUGGGAAAUAUAUGUUAAUGUAGGUUUUUUCGCUCUCAUUCCAAAUCUAAUUUUGCUUUCCUUACUUUAUUUUAGAUUACAUUUAUUUAAAUUCAACUACAAAAACUGAUUUUAGUUUUACCUUCAAAUUGCUGCCCCUUUCAGAAUGGACCGAAUCCUGGUGUAUAGGCAUCUCUGUUGUAAAUCAGCUAAUCUCACCCACCGAGACUAAUUUGCAUGCACAACACAUUACAAUAAACAGAUGCACUUUAGAAGCAUUUUUUCCCACAUCAACAUAGCACACUUGUUUCUUUCCCCUGUUUUUUAAACAGCAUCUCUGUCAACAUAGAGCAUAUUCCUGUUGCAGACAGUAAGAUGUGUCCCAAAUCACACCCUAUUUGCAUAGAUCUCUGGUCAAAAGUAGUGCACUACAUAGGAAAUAAGGUGCCGUUUGGGACGGAUCCAUAGGGGAGUGACAUAUUACGCAGGGGGCACCUGCAGUGUCUGAUAGUGUAUCAAGUCAAGUGCUACAGCACAUUACUGCAGUACACAGUGUGUCAACAGUAUCAAUCAUUGCUAUAGAUUUGUUGAUUCAUGCCCUGUAAAGAUUUUUGUCUGAGAGCUCAGCAGUGAAGCAGCUAUCGAUGUUAGGCACACACUUAGUAACCGGACAUUAGCAACUAGAUAGGCCUUACACAGCCAUAGGUAUGUGUCAUAAGCCUACCUUUUGACUGGUAUUUUAACAUUGUCUUGCAUGUCUACCAGUCUGAGAGGUCUAAUAUAAUAUGCAAUACCUGCCAUUUAGCAGAAGCUUUUAUCCAAAGCGACUUACAGUCAUGCAUGCAUGACAUUUUAGGUAUAGUCUACCGGUCUGAAAGGUCAACACAUAUCUUGUGUUUGCUCUUCUUUACAGGGAAAAAUGCCACCUCUUGGCCAAUCCAGUCCUUCUUUGUGGAUACCUCCAACAAAACUGAGAUAGAGAAGCACCUUAUCAGUGAGUAUGUGGCCUCUGCUAUGUAGCCUCCAACGGCUGCUUCUUGGAAGACUUUAGAGAAUGUUGGUUAUGUAAUUAUUACUCCAGAAUGUCCGUUAUUCCAGAGGACGAUUCGGACUGGAUUAGUUUUUAUUCAUACUUUUUUUUCUCAAUAAAUUGACAUUUAUGAUGGAAGGCUGGAGGUUUUAAUUCUAAGCGUGAAGAUAUGUCCAGGUGAUAGGGCCACACUGAUAACUCAAGCUUGGUUCCCAAGUUUCUAAACCAUAACAAACCAUCUUUGGUAUAGUGUCGUCAUAAUAUUUGAAUUGAGGAAGUGUGAUCAUAAUCAUUAGAAUAUUUUAGCAGCACAUCCUAAAUGCCCCACAGCCUUCAGAUGUGAGCUAAACAGUGCAAUUGCACUUGAGGUGCAUUUUAAGCCUAUGGAUGAGAAAGUUAACUUAUCAUUUCCAAACGUUUAGGUAAUUUAGUUGUAUGCUGCUUUGCAAUCUAUUAACAGCAAUGAUUGCAUUAAUUAGGCACAAUAUUUUUACUGAUGCAUUUGGCAAUAUUCAAUUAAUACGCACACAACGUAUAAACAAAUGCAUUCACUGUGAAAGGUGAUACAUGUAGGCCAUUCAUAUAUAGUUUAUGCGCAGCACUUAGUUCAAUUUAUCGAAUCAGUUAUUGUUUUCUUGCUCAAACCGCGAGCAACACCUGUCAAACUAAUUUCUCUAAAAUAACAGGGAUGUCAAUUCGCACGGGACUAGUAUUAUCAGAGGACCUUGGAGUUCGCCAAAAAACUGUAGGUUAUUCUGGCUGGAAUUGUUACUCUCCUGCCAUGUAAAAAUUACUGACAUGGCAGAUUCUUACAGGACUACAAUUACAGAUGUGGUGUUUUGUGCUCGUGCACAUAAUUAAAUCCCGUCCCAAAUGGACACAGACUGUAGUUAGUUCAAGCUCUGUCACACCCACUCACAACAUUACAGGUUGUUGAGUCUGUACGAUGGGCUCACUGUUUACAAAGUGAAUCAGCAUCGUUGGACUCCACUUGGACAGUACAAUAUAGACCCCAUACAAUGAAAAGGUUCAUUACAAAACAUGUAGUUGAGCUUUUAUCGGCCUGUAGUGGACAUAUGACUUAAGGACAAGUAGCAUUUCAGGAAGAUGGUGGUGAAACAGACCAAGCUGAGAAACAAAGUUGUUAUUUUUUAAUGGAUAUUUUGGAUAUAUUUCUAUAAUUGUCAAACGUGUGUGUGUGUGUGUGUGUGUGAGUGCAGAAAGGUGAGAAGGCUGUCAGAUGUGUGUGUGUGUGUGUAUGUACAGUACCAGUCAAAGUUUGGACACACCUACACAUUCCAGGGUUUUUCUUAAUUUUUUACUAUUUUCUACAUUGUAGAAUAAUAGUGAAGACAUCAACACUAUGAAAUAACACAUAUGGAAUCAUGUAGUAACAAAAAAAGUGUUAAACAAAUCAAAAUAUGUUUUAUGUUUGAGAUUCUUCAAAGUAGCCACCCUUUGCCUUGAUGACAGCUUUGCACACUCUUGGCAUUCUCUCAACAGGUCAUGAGGUAUUCACCUGGAAUGCAUUUCAAUUAACAGGUGUGCCUUGUUAAAAGUUAAUUUGUGGAAUUUCUUUCCUUAAUGCGUUUGAGCCAAUCAGUUGUGUUGUGACAAGGUAGGGUUGGUAUACAGAAGACCAAGUCCAUAUUAUGUCAAGAACAGCUCAAAAAGCAAAGAGAAAUGACAGUCCAUCAUUAAUUUAAGACAUGAAUAUGUCAAGAUCUUUGAAAGUUUCGCAAAAAUCAUCAAGCGCUAUGAUGAAACUGGCUCUUAUGAGGACUGCCACAAGAAUGGAAGACCCAGAGUUACCUCUGCUGCAGAGGAUACGUUCAUUACCAGCCUCAGAAAUUGCAGCCCAAAUAAAUGCUUCACAGACACACAAACAUACACACACUGUGUGGACAUGUGUUGGUGAGAGGACAAUGUACAGUGAUAUGUAUUUUUCCAGAUCACAGUAACCCUGCAUGCUUUGCAUUCUGGGUCUUCCUGCAGACUCCCACAAGGUGAUAGUCAUCCUGCUGCCUCUCAGUCUGUUGCUGGUCGUGUUGGGAGGGAUCUGUGGUCUGGUCAGCUCUCUGGCCAGGAAUCCCAGCCUGCUGGCCGGCUCUGCAUCCUACUUCCUCUUCUGCAGUAAGUUACUUUCUGGAGCAUCCACUGGUGUUCAGGCCUGGGUCGUGUUCAUUAGGCACUAAACGGAAGAGAACGGACUGAAAUAGGGAGGUACUACCUGAACUUGUCCAAUGAGAAACACUCUUUUUCGUUUUUUUUAUGAUGAUUGUUUAAAAAUUCUGUUCCGUGCCUUAAUGAACACGACCCUGGUUUUCAGAGCUGGGUUAAAAUAGUAUUUGUGUUUGGUUGAGCUUUCCCAGCACAAUGGAAACAAUAGAAUGGUCCAAAAGUGCCAACUUUGCCAACCUGGCACUCAAGGCAGACUCGAUCAAAGGUGAACCUUUUGAAAGAAAACAAAAAACGACUGUGGAUUAAAGAGCGACUGCUUUUAAAAAGCAACGAAUCCUUUUGAGGCAUCAAUAUGAGUCAGAAACAGUUAUUCUAGUGUCAAAAUUGACUACAAAGUGUAAAUAAAAUAAUUUUGGUCAUAAAGUCAGUUUAGUCUACAACAGAGUUUGUAACAUCUGUGCGUCACACUGGGUAAAUGAAGGUUGGGUUUUGAUUUGACGGUGUCCCUUUGCCCACUAACAUGGGGUGAACAGCUGCGGUGAUUGCUCUCUAUCCAAUAGCAUAGACAGUGAGACAUGCCUGCCCAGCAGCUCCGACUGUUUACAUAAGACAACACGUUUUGCGUUUAUUUUACUUGAGAAAUAAUGCACCAAACACCUUAGUUAGAUGUAAAAUUGUGCAACUAAAACAUCCUCGGCCAAAACGUCAACAUUUAUUACAGAUUUCUUGAGUUAUCUUAGAUUAAUUCUUGGGACUUUGAGGAAGUGAAAUAGGCUUCCAUGUCUACAGUUUGUCAUGGGGGACAAACAUAAUUAACCAAAUGUGAAAUCGGUCAGGAAACUGAAAUCUCAUUUUUCUAAUGAGCAACAGAAAAAAUAUGUGCCAAUCGGUGUGUUCAGUGGCUCUUUAAGUUUUAUCACAAACACCAACAUGAAGUGUCUUAAUCGGGCGUUUGGGCCACCACGAGCUCCCAGAAGAACUUCAAUGCACCUUGGCACAGAUUCUACAAGUGGACCUAAACCAGCGCCCCAGGGGUGCUGCAGCAAGACACUGAACCCCUAACCUGCCCCAGGGGCACUGCAGCAAGACACUGAACCCCUACCCUGCCCCAGGGGCACUGCAGCAAGACACUGAACCCCUAACCUGCCCCAGGGGCACUGCAGCAAGACACUGAACCCCUAACCUGCCCCAGGGGCACUGCAGCAAGACACUGAACCCCUACCCUGCCCCAGGGGCACUGCAGCAAGACACUGAACCCCUAACCUGCCCCAGGGGCACUGCAGCAAGACACUGAACCCCUAACCUGCCCCAGGGGCACUGCAGCAAGACACUGAACCCCUAACCUGCCCCAGGGGCGCUGCAGCAAGACACUGAACCCCUAACCUGCCCCAGGGGUGCUGCAGCAAGACACUGAACCCCUAACCUGCCCCAGGGGCACUGCAGCAAGACACUGAACCCCUACCCUGCCCCAGGGGUGCUGCAGCAAGACACUGAACCCCUAACCUGCCCCAGGGGCACUGCAGCAAGACACUGAACCCCUAACCUGCCCCAGGGGCACUGCAGCAAGACACUGAACCCCUAACCUGCCCCAGGGGCACUGCAGCAAGACACUGAACCCCUAACCUGCCCCAGGGGCACUGCAGCAAGAUACUGAACCCGUACCCUGCCCCAGGGGCACUGCAGCAAGACACUGAACCCCUACCCUGCCCCAGGGGCGAUACAGCAAGACACUGAACCCCUACCCUGUCCCAGGGGCACUGCAGCAAGACAUGAAACCUGUACCCUGCCCCAGGGGCGCUGCAACAAGGAACUGAACCCCUACCUUGCCCCAGGGGCACUGCAGCAAGACACUGAACCCCUACCCUGCCCAAGGAGCGAUACAGCAAGGAACUGAACCCCUACCUUGCCCCAGGGGCACUGCAGCAAGACACGAAACCCCUACCCUGCCCCAGGGGCGCUGCAACAAGGAACUGAACCCCUACCUUGCCCCAGGGGCACUGCAGCAAGACACUGAACCCCUACCCUGUCCCAGUGGCACUGCAGCAAGACACGAAACCCCUACCCUGCCCCAGGGGCGCUGCAACAAGGAACUGAACCCCUACCUUGCCCCAGGGGCACUGCAGCAAGAUACUGAACCC